Rattus norvegicus (Norway rat) is the source of this 5274-nucleotide messenger RNA. NCBI's taxonomy places the organism in Eukaryota, Metazoa, Chordata, Mammalia, Rodentia, Muridae. The record is from RefSeq and is a predicted model, not a curated record.
CCGCGCACGCUGCCCCGCCCGCCGCCGCCGCCGCCGCCGCCGCCGCCGCCGCCGCCGCCGCCGCAGCCUCAGCAGCAGCAGCAGCAGCAGCAGCAGCAGCAACAUCCGCGUCGGCAGCAGCAUCACUGGGUGGCGGGUCCGAGGCCGGCGUGCACAGAGGCUGGGCUGGCAACCGGAGCUGCGCAGUCCCCCACCCCCACCCCCGUCAGCAGGUACCGCUGGAACCAACCACCAGUGAGAGGGUGAGUGGAAUCUGGCCAGUUGUGCUGCACUGAUCUGCUGAGCUGACAGGAAGAUGGUCAUGAUGCUGUGGUACGUGUUGCCUCUUCUCCUCUGCAGCCCCUGCCUGCUCAUACAGAUUCCUGAUGAAUAUAAAGGACACCAUGUACUGGAGCCACCUGUCAUCACAGAACAGUCUCCACGGCGCCUGGUUGUCUUCCCAACAGAUGACAUAAGCCUCAAAUGUGAAGCCAGAGGCAGACCCCAAGUGGAGUUCCGCUGGACGAAAGAUGGCAUCCACUUCAAACCUAAGGAAGAAUUGGGUGUAGUGGUACACGAGGCACCCUAUUCUGGCUCCUUCACCAUCGAAGGCAACAACAGCUUUGCCCAGAGGUUUCAGGGCAUCUAUCGCUGCUAUGCCAGCAAUAAUCUAGGAACUGCCAUGUCGCAUGAGAUCCAGCUCGUGGCUGAGGGUGCCCCCAAAUGGCCGAAGGAGACUGUAAAACCCGUGGAAGUGGAGGAAGGAGAAUCAGUAGUUCUACCUUGCAAUCCUCCACCCAGUGCAGCCCCACUUAGGAUCUACUGGAUGAACAGCAAGAUUUUGCACAUCAAACAAGAUGAGCGGGUGUCCAUGGGCCAGAACGGAGACCUAUAUUUUGCCAAUGUGCUUACCUCAGACAAUCAUUCAGACUACAUCUGCAAUGCCCACUUCCCUGGCACCCGGACCAUCAUUCAAAAGGAACCUAUUGACCUCCGGGUCAAGCCCACCAACAGCAUGAUUGACCGGAAGCCACGCCUGCUCUUCCCCACAAACUCCAGCAGUCACCUCGUGGCCUUGCAGGGCCAGUCAUUAAUCCUGGAGUGCAUUGCUGAGGGAUUCCCUACACCCACCAUCAAGUGGCUGCACCCCAGUGACCCUAUGCCAACAGACCGUGUUAUCUACCAGAACCAUAACAAGACACUGCAGCUCCUCAAUGUGGGCGAGGAAGAUGAUGGCGAGUAUACCUGCCUUGCUGAGAACUCACUGGGCAGUGCUCGGCAUGCCUACUAUGUCACUGUGGAAGCUGCCCCAUACUGGCUGCAGAAGCCCCAGAGUCAUUUGUAUGGGCCAGGAGAGACUGCCCGCCUAGACUGCCAAGUCCAGGGCAGGCCCCAACCAGAGGUCACCUGGAGAAUCAACGGAAUGUCUAUAGAGAAGGUGAACAAGGACCAGAAGUACCGGAUUGAGCAGGGGUCUUUGAUCCUGAGUAAUGUGCAACCAAGUGACACAAUGGUGACCCAGUGUGAAGCUCGCAACCAGCAUGGGCUCCUACUAGCCAAUGCCUAUAUCUAUGUUGUCCAGCUGCCAGCCAGGAUCCUAACAAAAGACAAUCAGACAUACAUGGCAGUAGAGGGCAGUACUGCUUACUUGCUGUGCAAAGCCUUUGGAGCUCCUGUUCCCAGUGUCCAGUGGCUGGAUGAGGAAGGAACCACAGUGCUUCAGGAUGAAAGAUUUUUCCCCUAUGCCAAUGGAACGCUGGGCAUCAGAGAUCUCCAGGCCAAUGACACUGGACGCUAUUUCUGCCAGGCUGCCAAUGACCAGAACAAUGUGACCAUUUUGGCUAACCUACAGGUUAAAGAAGCAACCCAGAUCACACAAGGACCCCGGAGCACAAUUGAGAAGAAAGGUGCAAGGGUGACAUUCACGUGCCAGGCCUCCUUUGACCCCUCUUUACAAGCCAGCAUCACUUGGCGUGGAGAUGGGAGAGACCUCCAGGAACGUGGAGACAGUGACAAGUAUUUCAUAGAAGAUGGGCAACUUGUCAUCCAGAGCCUGGACUACAGUGACCAGGGCAACUACAGUUGUGUGGCCAGCACUGAACUGGAUGAGGUGGAGAGCAGGGCACAACUCUUAGUGGUGGGAAGCCCUGGGCCAGUGCCUCACCUGGAGCUGUCCGACCGCCACUUGCUGAAGCAGAGCCAGGUGCACUUGUCUUGGAGCCCUGCUGAAGACCACAACUCUCCCAUUGAGAAAUAUGACAUUGAAUUUGAGGACAAGGAAAUGGCUCCUGAGAAAUGGUUCAGUCUAGGCAAGGUGCCAGGAAAUCAGACCUCUACUACCCUCAAGCUGUCCCCCUAUGUCCACUAUACCUUUCGGGUCACUGCCAUUAACAAAUAUGGUUCCGGAGAACCCAGCCCUGUCUCUGAGACUGUAGUCACACCUGAGGCAGCCCCAGAGAAGAACCCUGUGGAUGUGAGAGGGGAAGGAAAUGAGACCAACAAUAUGGUCAUCACAUGGAAGCCCCUUCGGUGGAUGGAUUGGAAUGCCCCCCAGAUUCAGUACCGUGUACAGUGGCGACCACUGGGCAAACAAGAGACCUGGAAGGAACAGACCGUGAGCGACCCCUUCCUGGUGGUGUCUAACACUUCCACAUUUGUGCCUUAUGAGAUCAAAGUCCAGGCAGUGAACAACCAGGGGAAGGGCCCUGAGCCCCAGGUCACCAUUGGCUAUUCAGGGGAAGACUACCCCCAGGUGAGCCCUGAGCUUGAAGACAUCACAAUCUUCAACUCAAGCACUGUGCUGGUCAGGUGGAGGCCUGUGGACUUGGCCCAGGUUAAGGGCCACCUCAGGGGAUACAAUGUAACGUACUGGUGGAAGGGCAGUCAGAGAAAGCACAGCAAGAGGCAUGUCCACAAAAGUCACAUGGUGGUACCUGCGAACACCACCAGUGCCAUCCUCAGUGGUUUGCGUCCUUACAGCUCUUAUCAUGUGGAGGUACAGGCCUUUAAUGGGCGGGGCUUAGGGCCUGCAAGUGAAUGGACCUUCAGCACCCCAGAGGGAGUGCCUGGCCACCCUGAGGCAUUACAUCUGGAGUGCCAGUCGGACACUAGCCUGCUACUGCACUGGCAGCCACCACUCAGCCACAAUGGAGUGCUCACUGGCUACCUGCUCUCUUACCAUCCCUUGGAUGGGGAAAGCAAAGAGCAGUUGUUCUUCAACCUUUCGGACCCAGAGCUCCGGACUCAUAAUCUCACCAACCUCAACCCUGAUCUACAGUACCGCUUCCAGCUUCAGGCCACCACCCAGCAGGGUCCUGGUGAGGCCAUUGUGCGUGAAGGAGGCACUAUGGCCCUAUUUGGCAAGCCAGAUUUUGGCAACAUUUCAGUCACAGCAGGUGAAAACUACAGUGUGGUCUCCUGGGUCCCUCGGGAGGGCCAGUGCAAUUUCAGGUUCCACAUCCUGUUCAAAGCCUUGCCAGAAGGGAAAGUGAGCCCUGAUCACCAGCCUCAGCCUCAAUAUGUGAGCUACAAUCAGAGCUCCUACACACAGUGGGACCUACAGCCUGACACCAAAUAUGAGAUCCACCUGAUGAGGGAGAAGGUCCUCUUGCACCAUCUGGCUGUGAAGACUAAUGGCACUGGCCCCGUGCGAGUUUCUACUACAGGUAGCUUUGCCUCCGAGGGCUGGUUCAUCGCCUUUGUCAGUGCUAUCAUUCUCUUGCUCCUCAUCCUGCUCAUCCUCUGCUUCAUCAAACGCAGCAAGGGCGGCAAAUAUUCAGUGAAGGACAAGGAGGACACUCAGGUAGAUUCCGAGGCCCGGCCCAUGAAAGACGAGACCUUCGGCGAGUACAGUGACAAUGAAGAGAAGGCCUUCGGCAGCAGCCAGCCAUCUCUCAAUGGAGACAUCAAACCCCUAGGCAGUGAUGACAGUCUGGCUGAUUAUGGGGGCAGUGUGGAUGUCCAGUUCAAUGAGGAUGGCUCUUUCAUCGGCCAAUACAGUGGCAAAAAAGAGAAGGAGGCAGCGGGAGGCAAUGACAGCUCAGGGGCUACCUCUCCUAUCAAUCCUGCAGUAGCCCUAGAAUAGCAAGGUCCAGUCAUGUGAGGCAGGACCAAGCUGGGCCCAGGGCCAGAGGUGCAGAAGAGCCAGGGGCCAAGACACCUGGCCAAUGCACCAUGCCAUUGGCCUGCUGACUUUGGGAUCGAGGUCCUUCCUUCUUUCCACAGAGCAUGGAAGACUUGACUGGAGCAGAGAGGAACUGUGACUUCGAGUCUCUUUCUUACCACCUGCUACCCUCUUUAUUGCCAAAACCCAGCUGCACCCUUUCCUGGGCAUACGCUGCUUUGCCCCGCUCAGGGCAGUUCACUCCCAUAUCAGGGAUCUUCAGGUGCUGCCUUGCCGACCCAUUUAGACAGAGAGGCCAUAGUUUGUGGGAGAAGACAAAGGAGAGUCCUCUGAGCCAUCUCUGAGAAGCUGUCCUCACUUUCUGACUGGAAACAGGCAUGGUGGGGUCUGUUCAGGACUAGCUUGGCACCUCUUCUUUCUCCCUGGCUAGCCUGACUGGAGACAGAACUCUGUCCCCACCAUCUGCUCCCUUUGCCAUUUUUGAUCCAAUCAGGAUGGGGACCUGAGCAAGCUGGCCGCCUGUGUAGAAGAGGCCAUCUGGAAAGCCCAGAGUCGUCCCCCACCCCCUUAGCACACUAGGUUUACACCCUCCUCCCAUUGCUAUUCCACCUUUCAGGACACACACACACACACACACACACACACACACACUUACUCAUAUUGCCUUCGAUACCCACCAGAGAACAUCGAAGUGGCUUCUCUCACUGCUGGAGAUAGGCAGACCUCUUCCUACUGGAAUUGGCUAGACUUUUCCCUGCUGCCACCAUACCCCAGGACCCCUUAGCAGCCCUGCCUGCCCCCAGUUCUUGUCCUCAGCCCCUUCCCCUGUUCCUCACGUUGGGAAUGUAAAUACACCGUGACUUUGAAAGUUUGUGCUGUUGCCCUUUCCCCAUAUGCCACUAGCUUGUAGGCAGAUGUCUGAGUCUCUAGGUGGUUUCCCCAUUUUAUAGCAGUUAGCUUUGAUGAUCUCACUCCAAGAAAAAUAAAAGCAGACACACACACAAAAAAGCAAAGAUUGGCUGUCCCAGCACUGCUGUGGUUCUGCUCAGCAGCUGUGCUCUUCCUGUAUGCCUUUGCUUGGUCUGUUGAUGAGCCCUCUACAAAAAACAAAUAUAUAUAUAUGUACAUAAUAUCAGAAUUAUAACAGGCAAAUAAAAACCUGGAAAUGAAAA